CAGCAGUGAAUAAUGCAUCUGCAUUUUACAGGUAGUCUUGCUUUUAUUUUAGAGUUGCCUUUCAUUUAAAACUGUCCCUGCACACAGACAGUUAAUUCCUAUUUGCCUUUAAACUAAAUAGAGAAGAAGGAGUGCCUAAAUGAUGUCCAAGUGCGUCGGUAUCGCAGCGCCGCCUGCGCGUAAAUAUAAAAAAAAACUGGGUAAUAUAUUUAUUAGCACGUCUGUCGGGCGUGGCUGGCUUGUCUGCCGGGGGGGCUGUAGCCGUAGCCUGCUCCGGGGCUGCUGGAUGCUCCGUGAUGGAUGCGGAGUGACAGAUCGGGGUUAGCCGCCAGGGGAGUCCAUUUUCUUGCAGCGCACGGUCCUAUCCGAGGAGAAAGCUGAGGAGGUGAGACACUGGACGCAGAGGAGGAAGGGACGAGAAGCAGACCGAUCUCCACCCCUCCUUUCUGACUCUCUGUCACACACAUACACACACACAGGCACACACACUCUCUCUCUCUUCUCCCGUGCAUCACAACCUAGUGGGCUUUACCCGGACUGCACCGCAUUGACGCUGCUGCUGCUGCUGCUGCUGCUGCCAGCCGACCCAGCCCACUAAACUAACGCACUAACAUAUAGAGAGGGAAGCAGAGGGAGAAUCUGUGGCUUUAAAUGCAGUUACGCACAGCUGCAAACUGGAUGCUGUGUGGAUUGUGUGCGUGGAUAUGCAGCAAUCCCCUCUGCACAUCUCUUUGCUUCUUUCUCUCUGGAUCCGGACUCUGAUUCGCUGUCCUGCUCGGUAAUGUCAAGACUUUGGAAGCGGGAGUGACUCGGGGAGUGAGGCGGCGGUUUUGGAGAUUACUGCAUAGAGCAAGGCGAGAGAAAAUUAAGAGAUAACUUGCAAGUUUUCCAGAGCUCGCAUCAUGAAUGUAGGUGUUUACUUGAGCCCAGUGAGCUCCCCGCUGUGCCGUCUCCAACAUGGGUGUUGACUGAAUGGAGGAGUAUCCCCGCGCUGCCACAGAAGGUAUGAAGAUGCACUUGUGAGGAUUAAAAACUGCGCUCAAUAAUUCCCGGACCAUGCAGAUUCUGCCGCCUAGGACGUUAUUUGUGUUACUAGCCCAUGCACAUGUGUUGUUAUCCCUGAGAAAUAAUGGAGAAGCUAAAGAGGACAGCAACACCAGCGCGUACUCUGCCAGGACUUUCCACGGGUCACUCCGGGAGAGUCAUCAAAACAAAGCCUGGGACCGUGCGCUCUCGCCGGGGUACGCCACAGGUGCGUCCUCGGCGGAACUGCAGGCGAUUAUCCGAGGGCCUCUUAACUCCACUCACCCCUGGAAGAGGGUAAUUGCAGGAGAAACGAGGCGAAUUGGACACAACAAGCGUGACUUCAGUAGGACUGUGACACCCGUGGAGGAUCCCAACGCUGUCUCACAUUGGGACCCGACGCGCCACCACAAUAAGAGGAUAAAGUUGAAUGGCGGUCUUAGUAGUACGAGGACGCCAGCAGGUGGACACUACAAUGCGGCUAAGCCGUCUUCAAUGGGCCAGGGAGACGGAGGAGGGGGACCCGAGGAGGGCGACAGGCACAAGAGAGGCACAAAGGACGAGCAGAAGAAAGCCUCGAAGAGGGGGAGAAGCCGGCCGAACAAAAGCGCGGGGGCUUUGGCUCAACCUCACGCGUCGCCGUGGGAACCCAUCCCCAAGCCGGUGGCCCUCACCUCCACCGACCUGCCCUUUGACCUCUUCACCAGGAGGACCGAGUUCUUCACUUUCAGAGAGGAGAACCCCUGGGACGCCACGCCGAUCACCCCUCCCAGCUCGCAGGAUUUCGGGGAUGAGAUCAAGAACCCCUUUUACCCGGUGACAAGUGAGACUUACGGCGCGUACGCGAUCACGUGCGUCUCCGGGGUUAUUUUCCUGGUGGGGAUAGCGGGCAACAUCGCCAUCCUGUGCAUCGUAUGCCAGAACUACUACAUGAAGAGCAUCUCCAACUCACUGCUGGCCAAUUUGGCUGUCUGGGAUUUUGUGCUCAUCUUUUUCUGCCUGCCCAUGGUGGUUUUCCAUGAGCUGACGAAGUCCUGGCUGCUGGGGGAGUUCACCUGCAAAGUGGUGCCCUAUGUGGAGGUGGCCUCCCUUGGUGUGACAACCUUCACCCUGUGUGCUCUGUGCAUCGACCGCUUCCGUGCAGCCACCAAUGUCCAGAUGUACUACGAGAUGAUCGAGAACUGCACCUCUACUACUGCUAAGCUAGCUGUCAUCUGGAUCGGUGCUCUCCUAUUGGCCCUCCCAGAGCUCCUCAUCCGACAGCUGGUGGCAGAGGACACAGGAAUGCCAGACGAGCCUCCUGUUGAACGCUGUAUUAUCAGGAUAUCCACCUCCCUUCCUGACAUGCUCUACGUACUGGGCUUGACCUACGAGGGUGCUCGGUUGUGGUGGUGCUUCGGCUGCUACUUUUGCCUCCCCACCCUCUUCACCAUUGGGUGCUCACUGGUGACGGCACGUAAGAUCCGGCGUGCGGAGCAGGCCAGCGUGCGCAGCAACAAGAAGCAGAUCCGGCUGGAGAGCCAGAUGAACUGCACCGUUGUGGCGCUGGCAAUCGUCUAUGGCGCAUGUGUGGUGCCUGAGAACAUCUGCAACAUAGUUUCUGCGUACAUGGCGGCAGGUGUUCCUGAGCACACCAUGUCCGUGCUCCAUCUUCUCUCCCAGCUGCUUCUCUUCUGUCGGGCUGCCGUGACGCCGGCACUGCUGCUUCUCCUGUGUCGCCCGCUGGGCAGGGCCUUCCUGGACUGCUGCUGUUGCUGCUGCUGCUGUAACCACGCGCCGUCCUCGGCCACUGCCAGUGACGAUAACGAACACGAGUGCACCACCGAGCUGGAGCUGUCACCAUUCAGCACCAUCCGCAGAGAGCUGAGCAACUACACACCUGCUGGCUCCAACUGCUAAACUGACAUUCCUCAUCAGGGGUGGAGAGUUCAUUAGCUUUUAGCCUCUGGCUAGCAUUUUUCAGACUCGGCUAGGAGCGAUAUGCCUUACCUAGUCUAGUUACAUUUUUAAAUGGGUGCAUGAAUGAGGUUGGACACUGAAUAAUCAUACUCAGCCAGUGUCCUACAUCUUUAACAUCCAUCCCUUACAAUAAUUCUAUAUAUUUACAGUAACUGUAUAACCCUAAUUUUCCAGGAAAGCUAACAAAAAGCAAAAUCUUCUUUCACUCAUGCCCUGGGGUGCUCUUAAAACAGGGUCAGUACAUAUUUUUAGCAAACCUGCCUGAAACCUUUAAAACUUAAAACCUCCCUGCUGUAGACCUUUUAUGCCUAAAUAUGUUUGGACAGUUUGGAUGGCCUCUUAACCUGUCUGUCUGGUUCCUCACAAGAGGUCGAAUCAGGUUAAUGUCUUUAGAUUUUCCGAUUCUGAAGCAGAAAAGCUGUUUCCCACAGGCCUCAUGCUUUAAGUAGCAUUUAGAGGUGAUAAUAUUUAUACUGUACAAUGUACAUAGAGAAAUGAUUGUACAGACUAUGUCACAGUAUGCUCUGUUAUGAUUAAUAAAACAGUUUGUGAUGAUAUGUGUAUUUGGCCCCCAUAAAUAAUAUUUAUGUAUGGGAAACUGUACUGCAUAUCUUAAGGUAGAAUAAUCGAUGCCAAUCACAUUCUAAAUGUGUCAUAAAUUAUGGGGACGUGGCUAAUUAAUCAUAAAGUGCAACCUUUGUAUAAUAACUCAAAUACAGCAUCCAGCUAAACACGUGGGCUGACACUGCCUAUAGAAAUACAGGACUCAAUUUCAUCAGCUGUAAAGGUACAGUAUGUGUAAUGCUGCACACAUGGGAGCAAGGCUUACGAUAAUUAAACUAGCGCAGGGUGUCUCUGCGGUAAUGACAGUUUGCAAGUGGAGGACACAGAGGGGAGAGCGGAUUAGAGAAUCCAAAUGUACACAACACUGACACUGUAUAUUAAAAAAAUAUCCAGGUGACUCAAACACAACUGGGCUGGUCUCAGAGAUACAUAAACACGUACUGUGUGGAAUUAAAAGAUUUCGGAACGGACUAAUUGAAAUCACAUUAGAGUUGAAUGGAGUGGAAUGGAAUCGAAUGAAACACUCCAGAUUAAAUUGAAUGGAGUGCAUAUGAAAAGAGUGGAAAAGUAAUGGAGCAUAACACCGUGGAAUAUAAUUGAAAAGGAUGGAUUCAGCGUGGACUGGACUGAAAAUAAAUAUCUGCACUACACUGUUGUAUCAUGUUACGCCUUACACUUUGGGCUGUAUAUAUACUGUACACUUUCUUUGGUGCUCUUAUGAUGAAUGCACUGUAAACAACAAAUCCAUUGGGUCGACUUAAAUUCGCAAGUAAUUGAGCUGCGCACUAUGUUUUUGGUCAAGAAGACAGAUUGUCUGAGGAAUACGUGAACAAUGGUCGGGUGAAAGGAGAAAAAAAUCAAUGAAGAGUUUCACUGAGCUGCCGUAGACACAGUUUAGUGGGAUCGUCUGAGUCUUUGAGUAUAAAUACUGCCUUUGUUAACAGUGAUGGUACUUUGACACCUACACAGCAAGUAUGGUAGCACUUUGUUACAGUUCAGUGAUUACUCAGUGUUUACUAGACACUGAUAAAUGAAAUACUAAUUAACUUGUAAUCAACAUUAUAGAGACGUGAAAAGAUGCAAUAAACAAGUGUCUACAUGUUUUUAUUUUACAUUGGUACAGAAAUAUAAUUUCUGGUAGUUAGUUCUGUUAUGUACCAUAUUUAAAUAUUAAUCAUCUAGGUAAUUACAACAUAUUAAAUUAUUAUUUAAAAAAGAAAAAAGUGCCAAUACUGCAUACUAUCAUUGUAAAUACAACUGCUGGACUGUAAUUAUAAUGGGAUUGUACAUUUGUACAAAUAACUACUGCAAAGUUACAGUAAAUAUAAAGUAGCUGUUUCAUUUUCAUUAUUUAUUCACAACUUUUGAACUGUAAAACAAAGUGCUACCACAAGGGUAUAGAUUAAUUAGAGCGCAAGACCAUUGGUCGUUGGCUAAACCCCUACCCCGAUUGUCCAAUCGCAACUUAGCAACCAUAACUAGGCAGGACUGGUGAGACUGGAGAUGGGUCUGAUUGCAUCCGUGGCAGAAUGUAAACAUAAAUCAUCGGUUCAUGUAGGACAGGAAUGCCCAGUGGUUGCUGACCGCCUUUUUUUCCCUCUAGUAAAUUUGGGCCCCUGUUCAUUCUCAUGAAAGUUGCUCAGUGGCACAUGAAGCUAAAAAAGCUCAAUUCCUGCAGUAUGAAAUUACCCUAAUCUUUUGCAUUGUGGGGCCCACAGAGCAAGUGUGCCAAAGUCUUAUGGCGGCCGCUUGAACUUGAAUGGGGGUAAAAUGAUUUGAUCAUGCAGCUCUUCUGGAAUUUCAAAAUGUUAUUAGACUAAAUGGAUCAAAUCCCAAUAGUGAUGAGUUAUUUUGGGGGGUUAUGACGAUAAAAAAAAAUGCAUCCACUGAUUUACAGACGUCUCUUUCACAAUGUAAGGCUAUGUCUUUGUGUGACCCAUGGCAUCACAUGACGGACCAUGUGGUGUAAUUCCACUUUUGACCAAAAGGCCUAUAAAAAAUUUGCUUCAAAGCCUGAGGCUGUUUCUUGUGGCUUGGCUUACCACAUUAAGCAUCCACAUGAGCGG
Molecule: messenger RNA, 5612 nt
Organism: Epinephelus fuscoguttatus (brown-marbled grouper)
Lineage: Eukaryota; Metazoa; Chordata; Actinopteri; Perciformes; Serranidae
Gene: gpr37b
Product: G protein-coupled receptor 37b
Exons: 2
Coding region: 1057-2922 (621 amino acids)
Biological process (GO): positive regulation of MAPK cascade; adenylate cyclase-inhibiting G protein-coupled receptor signaling pathway
Cellular component (GO): signaling receptor complex; plasma membrane
Molecular function (GO): prosaposin receptor activity; G protein-coupled peptide receptor activity
Source: RefSeq, a predicted model, not a curated record